This is a messenger RNA of Filobasidium floriforme, 3155 nucleotides long. RefSeq lists its product as uncharacterized. The record is from RefSeq and is a predicted model, not a curated record. NCBI's taxonomy places the organism in Eukaryota, Fungi, Basidiomycota, Tremellomycetes, Filobasidiales, Filobasidiaceae. Bases 235 to 2832 code for a protein of 865 amino acids. The transcript is spliced from 3 exons.
CGUCACCUUUUGGCGCUAGGACCUCUUUGAUCCAGAAGCUGUCAGAGCUUUUUCGCCGACAAGUGUUGUGGUCAACAAUUGCACAAAUCACCACGCCAUCGCCAUCAUCUCGACAUCUUUUUCGUCCCCCCCCCCCUUACAACCAGCUUGCAAGAGGCAAACCUCGAUCUCCUUGCCAGGGUGUCUACCAUUUCCACCUCGUCAAUGUAUAGCAUCGGAUCGAGUUCGUAAGAGAUGGGCUCUGACCAGUACCAGAAGCGAUCUCCAAGUCGGUCGAGCAUUCCAGCUCGGGGAGUGGAAUCGACCGCGAUAGAGUCUCUGGUGGACCGGACGAAGACUAGGAUGGAUUCGAGGGGAAUGUCGUCGAUCGAACGGUCAGACGAUCGAUCACAGCCUGCUGAUCGACCUGGUAUGCUCGAACGUCAAGAUUCCGACGUCUCCAACGCGUCUUCCACGGGCGAAUUGUUCGACAUGGACCCUUUGCGGCGGGACAGUGCUACUACAGUUGGGAGUAGUGAAGAGUUGGUCUCUCCCAUGUUCGAUUCGCACUCCCUCCAUCGACCCGUCAUUGUUCGAGGGUCUCGAUCGGACGAGCGGCGCACUCGGGAUUCGUUGGUGGAUAACAACAAUCACAGGGAGCAGCAACAAGGCGACGAGGCGGAGCUAGCGAGCAAAGGGGUCGUCGCCCAGGGGAAAGAGAUGAUGGAGAACGGGAUCGGAAACUUGGCCGCAAAGUGGAAGUCGUUUGGGUUUGCUGGGGGCAAAUCUCACAAACCGAUCGACACGGACCAACAUCCUGCAGGACCGUCAAAUGUCGACCCCAGGCUGCCUGCGAGUACCGUCGACCAGACGACAAAUCAGGCAACGUCGACCUCGUUCGCCACGUCCAGCUCGAUCGGAAGGACUCGCUCGCCAAAUCGAAAUCUGCAUGGCAUCCCGCCCUUGCAUACCAGUCGACCCCGUAUUCCGAGUUCCGAAUUUCAGUAUCAUCAGCAUCAUUAUCAACAUCAUCCGCAUCAUCAGGGACAUCAGUACGAAUCCUCCGAGCUGACCCCUCGGGCCGAGCAUCCUCCAGACUACUCUCCCAAGAGUAUGGCCGAGACGGUGACCUCCCCGAAGAACGCCCGUCGGGAGAUGCGAACAUCAGCCGACCAGGAAGACGAGGAGAUGAACGCCUCGUCAUCUUCGAGAAACGGGACGAUCAAACGGAGACGCGAUACGACCGUCAGAAGGAGUCUUCUGUUAAAUCGGGGGGAGAGGCCAUCCCAGGGAACAGGCCAGGAUGAUCGGGCUGGAGGGGAAGUCGAUCGGAAAGCCGAUGCGCCCGGUGGUUAUUUCCCAGACGUCGAGGAGCUCAAACGUAAAGCGAAACAACAGCGAGAUGCGGAAAAGGCCAAGCGAAAGAGCGACGCGUUGGCCAGACGGGCUCGGGCGAGCGCUUUGGCAACGUUUGCCACGUCUCCCCGGGCCAACUCGCCGUUCACCUCGCCUACUGCCGAGGGAAACAGCCCGUGGCGAACGGCAGGGAAGAACGAGGUCGAGUCGGCUUCGGACAGCGAGAACUCGGGGACGGACGAGAUGGAGACCCCUUGGCCGUCUUCGGCUCGGCACGGAGAUACGCCGCUUGGACUCGAGCACGAAAUGGUCAAGUCGUCCCGGGCAAAUUCGUUGAGAGAGAGGAUGAAUAGCAUGGGUUCCAUAGAAGAGAAGCACGCCAGGUCGCCGUUCGCGUCAAGGAGGAACAGUGUGGAUCGUCGUUCUUCCUCUGACAUACAAACGGAUGAGGACGAGGUGCUGCAAGCGGGGACCGGAUGUGCCAUCUCCAACCCGUUAGCGCCUCCGCCCGGGUACCCACUGUACUCGCCUUCCAUCGGGUCCGAGCCAUCGGACAGGCCUUGGAUGCGGUCUUCGUCGUAUGCGGGGAGUUCUGCCAACAGCAGUCCUCCACUGAUCGACCGUUUCCACAGCGCGACAGAGGCGCUUCCGGUCAACCAGUCUGCAAAGGGACCUUAUGGUCAAUAUUUCGGAUUCUUGCCCACCGGCCCUCAGUCCCAGUCUCAGGGGUCGUCGGCGUCCGGUAGCGGAACCGAAAGCGAACUACAGAGGAAGUUGUAUAGUCGCUUCGAGACGGCCGGCAGAGGCUUGCAUAACGACAAGUCGACCCCUACGUCUGGCUCGUCGAGCAUCAGCCUCCAUAACGUUCCUAGCCCGAACGAUUCACCUAGACUCAACACCGAUACGGAGGGUCAGGAAUCGUCGCCUUUCGAGGGCAAGAUCACCAUCGACACCAGCCCGGACCGCUAUGUCAUCUCUGUCGGCGAGAUGGUCGGGUUCAGCUUGGAGAACAUCACGAUCGCAGUCAAGAGCAUCAACCGGUCAAGCAGCACUAGCAGCUCUGUCCCGCGAACAGGCCUGGUGCACUCGCAUUCCAGCGAUGCGAGCUCUGUCCAUUCGCAUAUGUCCGUUCGAUCAAACGCCUCGUUCCAUGGCGUCGAGAAGCUUCCUAUACAGAGGACGGCGUCGCCUGACAUUGUUGCGGAAGGCAAGGUUUUGCACCUCAUCGCCGAUCGAUGGGAAGAUUCGGCUCAUUUCGAACGAAGAAUAACCUUUGGCAAGGAUGCCGACUUUUCGAACGGCGUCAAAGCCAAGUUCGAUGGCACCAAGCUGGUAAUCGAAGUCGCCCGCCGGGCUCGGCCUCUUGCAAGACCGCCGGCGGGACGCGCCAGUCUUCCGCCAGACUCGGAUGUCCUACCCCGACCGAGCUUCUCGUCCGAGACGUUUCGUAUACCCAAGAACUUGCCAGCGCAGAGGCAUCAUAGCAUCGCUUUCUAGAACUCGGUCUCGCCCACAACUUGGUCGCGUGUAUCCAUUCACCCUUUCGGUCCCAUCUUCUUGGCUCGACUCGAAAACACUGUAUCGAUGCAACAAGGCGACCGCAACACUCGUGGCUCAUCCAACCACUACAUACAUGUACCAAAUGGGAUCAAGUAGCGAAUGGACGGGGGACUUUCAAUUUGCAUAUAGUUUCACAUAAGAGUAGCACGUCUGUUUCCUGAUGAAUUUUGACGAUUUUGAUGAACCGCGGAUGAAUAUUUUCGUUCCAACCUGGGUGGAUGACGAUACUCGGCCGGGAGCUUGUCGUCACUGGGACACCG